Messenger RNA from Gossypium arboreum, 2669 nucleotides. RefSeq names its product alkaline/neutral invertase A, mitochondrial-like. Gene Ontology annotation, cellular component: mitochondrion. The coding region runs from base 213 to 2117 and encodes 634 amino acids. Gene Ontology annotation, molecular function: endo-alpha-N-acetylgalactosaminidase activity; sucrose alpha-glucosidase activity. NCBI's taxonomy places the organism in Eukaryota, Viridiplantae, Streptophyta, Magnoliopsida, Malvales, Malvaceae. The record is from RefSeq and is a predicted model, not a curated record. The transcript has 6 exons. Gene Ontology annotation, biological process: sucrose catabolic process.
AUGCAUUACAUUACAUGAUUCAUGUUCCCAGCCUUCUCUUUUCCCCUCCUCAAGCAACCACAUAAAUCUCUCUCCCUCAAAACUUUUUUUCCUCCACAAAAUAUCAAUCCAUUUCUUAUUCAACUCUCAAAACACAAGAACAAUACAUAAAAAAAUAUUCAUGCUUCACUCUUCUCUAUCUCCAUAUCUUUGUUAAAGUUUCAGCUGUCGAUAUGAACAACCUCGUUUCCCUCUGCAAUUCCACAAUGAAGCUUCCUUCAAGGGUCCUAACCCUCAGGAACGCAUCAGUUGUGGGGUUCAGACAUUUGUAUAAUACCCCUUGUGAUCAAAAGCUUACUUUCAAGAGCAAAGCUUCUUUCAGUUUCAAUCAAAACUCUCAAUUCCACGCCUUCCCUUCUCCAUUCUUAGCCUUUCAAGGCGUUAUCAACAAUACACAGAAGUUGAUUUGCUUAACAAGUUCAAGUUUUGGCCUACACAGUACGGUUUCAAGGCCUUAUGGUGUCCCUGUAGAAGCUAGUGCGGUUGAAACCGACAAGAAUCCCGAGAGACUUUGUGUGAAAAACUGCAACAAUGCGAAGCCACAAGAAGACGAGAACAUUGUUGGAGGAGAAGUUCCUGGCGCUGAAUAUGGAAACAGUAGAGCAUCACUUGAGAGCGAAAUUGACAAGGAGGCAUGGAGUUUGUUGAGAGAUGCAGUUGUGACGUAUUGUGGAUUCCCCGUUGGUACCGUGGCUUCAAAUGAUCCAGGUGAUAAGCAUCCUUUGAACUAUGACCAAGUUUUCAUUCGCGAUUUCGUGCCUUCGGCUUUGGCUUUCUUGCUUGGAGGUGAAGGAGAGAUUGUCAGGAAUUUUCUCCUCCAUACUUUGCAGUUGCAGAGUACGGAGAAAACUGUCGACUGCUAUAGCCCCGGACAGGGCUUGAUGCCGGUAAGUUUCAAGGUUAGAACUGUACCUCUUGGUGACAAUAAGUUUGAGGAAGUGAUAGAUCCAGAUUUUGGUGGAUCAGCUAUUGGCCGUGUUGCGCCAGUGGACUCCGGACUGUGGUGGAUUAUAUUGUUGAGGGCAUAUGGGAAGAUCAGUGGCGACUAUACAUUGCAAGAGAGAGAGGAUUUUCAAACAGGGAUUAAAAUGAUCCUCAACUUGUGUUUAGCUGAUGGAUUUGAUAUGUUUCCUUCUCUGUUAGUCACUGAUGGAUCCUGCAUGAUUGACAGAAAGAUGGGUGUUCAUGGUCAUCCCCUUGAGAUCCAAGCUUUGACUUAUGCUGCUCUGCGAUGCUCUCGUGAGAUGCUGACAGUAAAUGAAUGUUCCAAGAAUUUGAUGACAGCCAUCAACAAUAGACUCAGUGCACUAUCAUUUCACAUUAGAGAAUACUAUUGGGUGGACCUGAAAAAAACCAAUGAGAUAUACCGAUAUAAAACAGAAGAGUACUCCAUGGAUGCUACCAACAAGUUCAAUAUUUAUCCUGAACAAAUUCCUCCAUGGCUUAUAGAUUGGAUACCUGAAGACGGUGGGUAUCUAAUUGGCAAUCUACAGCCAGCUCACAUGGAUUUUAGGUUCUUUACGCUUGGUAACCUCUGGUCCCUUAUUUCAUCACUGGCCACUCCAAAACAAAAUGAAGCUAUUCUCAAAUUAAUCGAAGCUAAAUGGGAUGAUAUCGUGGGACAUAUGCCUCUCAAGAUAUGCUAUCCUGCAUUAGAGAACGAGGAGUGGCGCAUAGUUACUGGCAGUGACCCAAAGAACACACCUUGGUCCUUUCACAACGGUGGAUCAUGGCCAGCACUUCUUUGGCAGUUCACAUUGGCAUGCAUCAAGAUGGGCAAAAUAGAACUAGCACAGAAAGCAGUUGGUUUGGCAGAGAAGAAGCUUUCAGUUGACCGUUGGCCUGAAUAUUAUGACACCCCAAGUGGGAAGUUUGUUGGAAAACAAUCUCGAAUUUAUCAAACAUGGGCUAUUGCUGGUUUUUUGACCUCUAGAAUGAUGUUGGAGAAACCAGACAUGGCUUCCUUGUUAUUCUGGGAGGAGGACAACGAGCUUCUUGAGAACUGUGUUUGUGCUCUUACUAAAGGUGGCCGCAAAAUAUGUAGUCGUGAUGUUGCUAAAUCUCAGAUACUUGUGUAGUAUAAUAUUUUUAACGGAACACCAGCACAGCCACGAGUUUAGAGUAGAGUAAUUUAAGAGAUUGAUAAGCAACAUUCAUCUUGGAAGUUCAUCAUACAAAUAUGAAAUUUGUGUUACAACUUACAAGCUGGUGUAGCCUAGAAAUAGCCAUAUAUGUAAUUUUUCCAAGUAGUCUUCCAAGUUGAUUGGUAUUGAAAGUGGGAAUAGGAUCAAAAGAGAACAAUAUAAUAUAAUAUAUAUAUUCUCUUUAACCCCAAUGCCUUUUUUUACGUGUAUAUAUAUAUUCUCUUUGACCGAUAAAGAAUAAAUGAGAAUUGAAAAAGUAAAGAACGAAUAAACAUAGGCAAACAAGACAAUAGCAUAUUUUUAAGUUAAAAAUAAUUUGGGUUGCUUCCAAUAGGUUGAAGCAACAAUGCAUAUGUUGUAGUACUAACAUGCAAUGCAACAAGUUUUCCGAGAUUGAAACUGUAAACACCUCUUUUUUUUAAUUGUUAUAUAUUGAUUGAUUACUAGAAGUAAUGCUACUAGUUAAAGACACUCAACAGGAAAUGA